Messenger RNA from Puccinia triticina, 1923 nucleotides. RefSeq lists its product as uncharacterized. The transcript is spliced from 5 exons. Lineage: Eukaryota; Fungi; Basidiomycota; Pucciniomycetes; Pucciniales; Pucciniaceae. Gene Ontology annotation, molecular function: ATP binding; arginine-tRNA ligase activity. Bases 1 to 1923 code for a protein of 640 amino acids. The record is from RefSeq and is a predicted model, not a curated record. Gene Ontology annotation, biological process: mitochondrial translation; arginyl-tRNA aminoacylation. Gene Ontology annotation, cellular component: cytoplasm; mitochondrion.
AUGGUCACCCUCCGCCGCCUCAUCCCCAGACUGCACCACUACUACUCGAAGAUGGCCAGCCUACCAUCAACAGCCGACAUCCCCCUGCUCGCCGCCCUCCCCCCGCUGCCCAUCCCGCCCGGCGCAGAGCCCGCACGGAACGUCCUCGACGCAUUCCGCACCGCAGUCGCCAUCCAGGUCGCACACAUCCUCGCCCUGCCCCACGCCCUCCCCGCCGACCUCGAGCGCAUCUGGGCGGGCGUCGAGUCCGGCAAGAAGGAGGGCGGCGACCUGACGAUCGCCGUACCCAGGUUCAGGAUCAAAGGAGCAGACCCCAAGCAGCUCGCCACCAAGAUACAGGACCAGUUCAAAACCAACGAGUGGAUCCAGUCCGUCAAUGCCGAAGGAUCCUUCGUCAAGUUCCAGAUGAACUCCAAAACCCUCUGCCGAACCGUCCUCCACCAAAUCAACCAGCUCACCCAUCUCUCCCAAACUGGCGGAGGCUACGGCACUAACUCCUCCGGAAUCAACCCCGAAACCGGCACCAAGAACAAGCUCGUCCUCGAAUUCUCCAGCCCCAACAUCGCCAAGAAGUUCCAUGCCGGUCAUCUCCGGAGUACCAUCAUCGGCGCCUUCCUGGGCAACCUGCACGAGGCUAACGGCUGGGAUGUCACCAGAAUCAACUAUCUCGGCGACUGGGGCAGGCAGUUCGGUGUACUGGCUGUCGGUUUCGAGCGGUAUGGUUCAGAAAAGGAACUAACAGAACAACCCAUCCAGCAUCUCCUCGACGUGUACACCAAGAUCAAUAAGGACAUGGAGGGCGAAGAGAAGGCGCCGCUAGAGCAGAAGGCACGAGACUUCUUCAAGCUCAUGGAAGAGGGCGACCCCACGGCGGUUGCGCUAUGGAAGCGAUUCCGAGACUACAGCAUCAAGCAGUACGAACAGGACUACGCCCGCCUCAACAUCAAGUUUGACGUGUACAGUGGCGAGAGCCAGGUGACUCACGAGAGCAUGGAUGUCGCGCUGAAAGUGCUCAAGGACAAGGGAAUUGCGAUCGAGGAUAACGGGACACUGAUCUGUGAUCUGGACGCCUACAAGCUCGGCCGGACGGUGAUCAGGAAGAACGACGGGACGAACCUGUACAUCACCCGGGAUAUCGGCGAGGCCAUCCAACGAUACGACAAGUACCACUUCGACAAGAUGAUCUACGUCGUCGCCUCCCAGCAGGACCUCCAUCUCGCCCAGUUCUUCAAAGUCCUCGACCUCAUGGGCUUCCCCUGGGCCAACAAGCUCCAGCACAUCAACUUCGGAAUGGUCGCCGGGAUGAGCACCCGGAAGGGGACCAGCGUCCACCUCGAGGACAUGAUGAACGAGGCCCGAAACACCAUGCACGAACAGAUGAAAACUAACGUCGAUAAGUACAACGAAAUCCCCGACCCGCUCCGGACGGCCGACGAGGUCGGAAUCAGUGGGAUCAAGAUCCAAGACAUGGCUGGAAAGAGAAUUAAUGGCUAUGAGUUCAAAUGGGACCGAGUAUUGUCAUUCGAGGGAGACACGGGUCCAUACCUACAAUAUGCCCACGUCCGAUUAUGUUCAGUAGAGCGGAAAGCGGCGCCGACGUAUGUGCUACCGUCCGCGGAGAAACUGGCGGACACGGUAGAGACGGCGAUCCUGAGCGAGGAAGCGAAGGCGCGAGAGCUCGUGGUGCUGCUGGCGCUGUGGCCGGAUGCGGUGAAGACGGCGUUCGGCAAGCUCGAGCCCUCGUCGAUCGUCACCUACUGCUGGAAACUCACCCAUGCCGUCAGCUCGGCCUGGGAGACCCUGAUCGUCAAGGGCCAGGACCAGCCCACUGCGCUCGCUCGGCUCUGGCUCUUCAGGUCCUGUAAGGACGUCCUGGCUAGCGCUAUGAAACUCUUGACUUUGGAGCCCCUAGAGCGCAUGUAA